Molecule: messenger RNA, 2417 nt
Organism: Oryzias latipes (Japanese medaka)
Lineage: Eukaryota; Metazoa; Chordata; Actinopteri; Beloniformes; Adrianichthyidae
Gene: prepl
Product: prolyl endopeptidase like
Biological process (GO): proteolysis
Cellular component (GO): cytoskeleton; Golgi apparatus
Molecular function (GO): serine-type endopeptidase activity
Source: RefSeq, a predicted model, not a curated record
CUGAUUACGUCAGCGAGCAGGCUUUGCGUUGCACAUGUGCAGGAAAGUGAAUAUUAGCUUCAAAAUAACAUUUUAUCUUUAAUAUAAGACCAAAUGUUAGGUUUACAGCAACAAUUCAAACACUUAAUGUUAAAAUACGAAACAAUUUUUUCCAACAAAAAUGUAAACAUUUGUUAGACACAGGCUUGCUAUCAAAACUAGUUUAUAGGUAAACGAUGGUCGGUUUGUCGUCUCUGAUGGGCUCGUCAGGUCGUUUCUUUAAACGUUCUUGGGGACAAAUUGCGGAGUUUACUUUUUGUAAACUAAAAACGCGGAUGAUCGGAUUUGCGCAACGAUCCUGCUCAUCGGAACCUUCAUCAGCUGAAUAUUUCAGUCACAGCACUGAGAAAUACAGAGAUUUACAAGGCUAUUUUACCAGAAGACUGAAGGAAAAGUACCACCAAUUUUCCCACAUACCACAGUACUCAGUGGUCUGUGGACAUGAUUAUGAUUAUUUCACCCAGAAUGAUGGCAUCCACAGAAUACAAAAGAAAGGCAAUGUGCCAGUUCCAGAGCAAGUACUGGAUAUAAAGGAAACAUUAGGAGGGGAAGAUCAGAUGCAAACAGAGAGGAGGCAGAAGUUUCAGUGGACAGUGCAGAGGAUGCGUCUGUCCCCUCAGGAAAAGCACCUUGCAGCUUCACUGAAAUGCAGCCACGGACAGAAUAUGAGGUUUGUGGUUGUGAGACUUAAAAAAAGGAAUCUUCCGAGUACCCAACAUAUCAUAGCCACACUAGAAAGAGUCUGCAGUUUUGAGUGGGCUACAGACGACGUCCUAUUUUACACCACCAUGGAAGGCCUGCGUUCCAGAGCUGUAUUUCGUCUGGACGUGACGUCCAGCGGAAACAGGAUUACCUGUGUGUACGAGGAAGCUGAGCCUGAUGUGUUUGUUGAAGUUGCUCUGUCAAGAAACCGCCAAAUCCUGACCAUAAACUGCAGCAGCAGGAGCAAGUCAGAGGUGCUUCUAUGUGACGUGAAAAAUUCCCAGUUAGAGCCUGUUGUUGUUCAGCCUCGCCAGCAGGACCUGCUGUUUUUCCUGGAGCAUUGGAAAAGAUGGCUCAUUAUACUGGCAAACACAGGACCAGGACAGGAAUAUCAGGUGUUGCAGGCCCCUGUGUCAGAGCCAUCCAUGGCCUCCUGGGUCCCUAUAUUUGUCCCCGACCCUGGGACUGUAAUCAAAGAUAUGGAAGUGAUUGGAGACCACUGUGUGCUGAUUGCAACAACAUCAACCAAUGAACUGAUUCUGAUUGUGGUACCACUGACCCAUCCCAAAGAAGCAUAUGUGGUACAGCUCCCUUCCUGGGUCUGUGCCAUUGAAACCAAGAAACCUGGCAUGGCGGAGGAACAACAAAACGUUUUGGAAUUCCUGGUUUCAUCUCCAGUCCAGCCUCCAGUGUCCUGCUGUCUGCAUCCUGACAACAGGCUGCUUUUAUCAGGCAGGGAUGGCUCCAGUACAAAGAAACAAGCCAAGUAUUUCACCACUCGCCUGGAGGUCUGCAGCCCAGAUGGCACAUUGGUACCAGUGACACUCCUUCAUGCUGUGCCUGUGAAGGGUUUGAGCAAAGCUCCUUUGCUGGUUCACGUCUAUGGAGCUUAUGGCCGGGAUCUUAACAUGGAAUUCUGCCCAGGAAAAAGGCUGCUUUUGGAACACGGCUGGGCUUUGGCCUACUGCCACAUCAGAGGUGGAGGUGAGCGUGGUCUCUCCUGGCACAGACAGGCACGUGUGGAAGGGAAGCUGAAGGGGGUGGAGGAUCUCCAAACCUGUCUGCAUCACCUUUUCUCUUUAGGGGUCUCUGCUCCUUCACUUACAGCCCUAACAGCCCACAGUGCUGGAGCCGUGCCGGUGGGAGCUCUGUGCAACAGAGACCCACACUUGAUGCAGGCUGUCCUGCUGCAGGCUCCUUUUCUGGAUGUUUUAGGGUCUAUGGAGAAUCUCGACUUGCCUUUAACUUUAGAAGAUAGAGAUGAAUGGGGGGACGCAGUGGGAAACGUAAAGCACAGACAGCUUCUUGCUUCCUAUUGUCCUCUUCAAAAUAUUACUCCUCAGCACUAUCCAUCCAUGCUGCUAACAACUUACAGGGAGGAUCCCAGAAUUCCCCUUGCUGGUGUCCUCAAAUACACAGAUCUGCUGAAAAAAGCCAUAGGCACACACAUUAGCAGCAAUCCAAAGCCAGAACGUGCACCAAACAUAGUCUUAAAUGUCCAACCAGGAGCAAAUCACCUCGGACCAGAAGAUUAUGAGCAGAUGCUGAUGGAGGAAGCGCUCAAGCUUGCAUUUCUGUACACAGAAUUAGGCCUGGAUCGUCCACUGCUCUCACGCAAAAGGAAAAGAUAGCCACGAUGUCAAGAACCAGUUGGCUAUAAAAACCAAACAUCUGUC